This is a messenger RNA of Daphnia pulex (common water flea), 744 nucleotides long. RefSeq names its product baculoviral IAP repeat-containing protein 7-B-like. The transcript is spliced from 2 exons. The record is from RefSeq and is a predicted model, not a curated record. Bases 117 to 716 code for a protein of 199 amino acids. NCBI's taxonomy places the organism in Eukaryota, Metazoa, Arthropoda, Branchiopoda, Diplostraca, Daphniidae.
UAGUGUCGCAGAUAAAUAUUGAGGACAAAUGAGUGAGAUGACCAUUCUGAUUUAAUCUACCGAUAAAACAAGUUCACGCUUUCUGUCAUUCAUCUCACAAGAUCCGUUAUUCAGUCAUGGACAACAUUUCACUUGUUCCCACUACCGCAAGUGUUUUCUCUAACAAACUCUCUAAGGUAGGACCAACUGGAUCGAUUAGAGCUCUGUCCCACUUGAAUUUGAGAACAGCAUCCGCUCGUCUAUCCACCUUCCAGAGAUGGGAACAAUCAGCACCGAAUUCUCCAACUCCGCAGGCGUUAUCGUCGGCAGGUUUUAUCUACCGCGGAGUGGGCGAUCACACUCAGUGCUUCACGUGCCUGGUUGUCCUUUCACAAUGGCACAUUGAUCACGAUCCUGAUUUGGAGCAUCGCCGACACUCGCCGAGGUGCGAGUUCGUCUUGAACCGAGAGCGCGAAUCGAGAAAUAAUAAUCACUCGCGGCCAAUCUCUUUGUCCGACGGCGACAUCAAUCUGCUAUCAGUUGUCCCGGCUAAAGAUGACAGACACUCGACCGAGGCAUCGCUUUGUAAAAUCUGUUACUCCCAUGAUAUGUCCAUUUUAUUUCGUCCCUGUGGACAUCUCCUGACCUGUAAAUCGUGUGCCGAUCAGUUAUCUCAUUGCCCUAUUUGCCGUUGUCCUAUUUUUGAAAAAAUUCGCGCUUUCGUUUCUUUUGAAUAAAAUUGACCAUAUAGAGAAUAAGCUUCAA